Molecule: messenger RNA, 960 nt
Organism: Galendromus occidentalis (western predatory mite)
Lineage: Eukaryota; Metazoa; Arthropoda; Arachnida; Mesostigmata; Phytoseiidae
Exons: 2
Coding region: 1-960 (319 amino acids)
Source: RefSeq, a predicted model, not a curated record
AUGGAAUCCACUUCGGGCGUUACGAGUCGGAGAGGUCAGGAGAAAUUGGCCCACGAUGGCCAUCUCUUUGUCAAAGCAUACGUCCUGAAGAGCGGCUUGCAGUCUUGGCGGUGUAUGUACAAAACCGCACCGAUUCCAUGCAAGGUGUUCGUAGUUCUGGCCGAGCGAGCUCAGUGCGUUGUGCCCGUCGCCUACGCGUUGCUCCCAGACAAAGCAGCCGAAUCGUACACUCGGAUGCUGAAUCUCUUGAAAGAGGCUUGGCCGGCCCUCUGUCCCGCCAGCGUGGUCAUGGACUACGAGCGGGCCAUGAUGAUUGCGGUCAGGGCUUGCUUCCCGCCCGAAACACGCAUUCAGGGAUGCUUCUUCCACUUGGUGAAGAACAUCAAACUACGCGUAGCUCAGGAAGGUCUUUGGAGUCGCUAUACCAACGAUGACGACUUCGCACUGAAAGCCCGAAUGAUAGCUGCUUUGGCAUUCGUUCCGCCGUCAGAGUUAGAUAAUGCAGUCGCGGAGCUUUCGCCUGUAUUGCCGGAAGAGUUGAUUCCAGUUCUCAACUAUUUCGAGGACAUUUACAUAGGGCGUAUGAACCGGAUCCGAGCCGACGGUACCGUAGACCGGAGAACACCGCAGUUCCCGGUCGAGAUGUGGUCAGUAUACCAGAGAACGCUCGACGGAGAAGCCCGCACGAAUAACUAUGCGGAGGCGGCACAUCGCAGACUCCAGGUUGAAUUCGGGAUACAGCAUCCGACAAUUUGGAAGUUCAUCGACGGGCUUAAGAAAGUCCAAAAAGGCCGUGACCUACAAGUCGAAUCAUUCGUAGCCGGCGGUGCUCCUCCAACAAAAAGGACCAAGUACGUUCGUGCAGACGAGCGAAUCCUGGGAGUGGUCGAGCGUGCCGAACAUCUACAGCAUGUAGAAUACCUCCGAGGCAUAGCUCACAAUUUCCUCAUGGACGCGUAG